AUGACGGACCUGCAAAGUUCACAGCACCCCUUGAAAGUGCUGUCAUCAUCACUGGUCCUUGUGCUUCAUCAAACCGGCAAGAUACUCCGGGAUCCAAAUCAGCGGAAUCCUAGGCAGAGUGGCCUCACUCAAAAGCGCAUCAGUGAAUAUGUGCCCUGGGCCAAUCAGCAAUUCCAUGACGCGCUUGAUGAAAUCGAAGUUGAAAUUCUUCAAGCAAAAGCGGUCAUGGAGCGAGACCUCUCCCUACUCCGAAAGAAGCGCGUCGAGCGCGAACGUAUUGUAAAUGGUUUGAAGGCUCAGCCUUCACCUGAGGAGGCCACUGGGAUCCCUCAGCUCAGUGAGAUUGGACCUUCGGAGACUUCUCUUGCCAAAGAUAACACUCCGAAUCCGGGAGAGGGGAAGCGAGAAGACACCAUAAUGGUAGAUUCUGCACUAGAAGCAGGCCUCAUUGGACCAAACGAUGAGCCGCAAGCCGAAGGGCCACAGAACAAAGACAAUGAUAAGAACAUCACCAGUGAUCCAGGAAUGCCACAAGACGCUGAGAAUUCAAUGGGACUAGCAAUCACCAUGCCGCAGGACUCGACAGCCGAGACCGCCGAGCCACCGAAAAGCCCAGAGAUGAAAUUUAGCGGAGCAACUCCAGCAGCAGAAGCGCCGCUAGACUCGAGUGCUGCGGAUCUAGACUUCGAAUCGAUGUUUAACGACACAGACUUGACAGGCGGUGAUGAUACCAUGAAUUUUGGUCUUGAUUUCGCCUCGGAUGGGAAUCUGAAUCAAGACGUACUCAAUGACAGUGCAUUCGAGAAAUUUGAGAUGAGUAAUGCAGACAUGUCAAACCUAGGCGCCACCACAAGCGAGGAUAUCAACACCCUCCUGCCGGGUCUGGAGAACUAUGUCAACGCGGGGACCGAUUUCUCCAACAUCAACAUUCCAGUAGCAUCAACAUUGCCUGAGACCUCGCAAGUAGCACCCGUGGGUACCGUUGGUGCCCCAGCUCAAAUGUCCGCUCAGCCUGUUGUUGUUGACUCGAGCUUCGACGACAUCUUUGGAUCUGGGGACUAUUCUAUGGAUGGUACUGGAGAUGAUGGCAUGGGCGCUGGCACUUUGGGCGAUUUCGAGGACUUCGAUGAAGAUUGGUUCAAGACUGAUCAGACAUGA
Messenger RNA from Letharia columbiana, 1158 nucleotides. RefSeq lists its product as uncharacterized. Bases 1 to 1158 code for a protein of 385 amino acids. The record is from RefSeq and is a predicted model, not a curated record. Lineage: Eukaryota; Fungi; Ascomycota; Lecanoromycetes; Lecanorales; Parmeliaceae. The transcript is spliced from 3 exons.